UACCCGGAAGUACGUGCCGCUCUUGACUGCAGCCGAUUCUAAUGCUAAUGCUAAUGCUAAAACCUGCAAAUUAACACAGAGUUUUUACUUUUUUAAAAGAAAAUCGCGUUGUCAUUUUCAGUAACUAUUCGUGAACUGCUUUGUCGCUAUGUUCAGUGGUCUCUUGCCGAAAGGUUUUACGGAUGACGAGCUUAGUCCCGACGAAGAGGAGGAUGUGGAGGAAGAAGAGAGCGAAAAGUUGAGACCCAAACAGCAAAACGCAGCACCUGCAGUGGAAGUGUUGCCAAGUGUCAGCGCAUGUGAUGCUAGCAGUGAAGGGCAAUGCAGUCUGCCUGGUAUACCUCAGGAAAUGUGGCAAAAAUUCAAGGAUCUACAGAAGAAAAAAGAAGAAGCUAAAAAAAUAGAGGUUCCCAGAAAAAGAAAAAGAAGACGGAAAAAGAAAGGAACAGUGAGUAAUAGUGAUCCACCUGAAGACAACAGAGAGCAGGAGAAGGAGAAGCACUGGGAUGAGCUUAAGCAGUAUUUUGGUUCAAAUGAUCGUUUUCAACCCCCCUCAUGCUCAAAACCCCCUCCGAAGUCCGGCCUAGAAAAGAGCAUAGAGAGGGCCAUUGCUGAAGGGGACAUUGCAAAAGCGGAGGAGAUGAGCGACAGCCUUGCUACGAGAGAGCUGGCUGUGAAAAUCGCAGAAGCCGCUGGUUGCCGUGACUACGCCAAACGCAAACAGGAAGAGGAAGCUUUGAAGGCCGCACAGAAGAGGAAGAAGGAGAUCGCCUGGGGAUUUGAGGCCAAGAAAAGAUGGGAAACCAAGAGCAAUAUGGGAUUCAUGUGAAGCCUCAAAGACUUUACACACUUUUGUAGAAGAAGGACUACAAGAAUCGUACAGACAUGUUUUUGAUCGUCUGUCUUCAAGAUGAAAGGAUUGUUUAUUUUUAUUUAUUUAUAUUCUGUGGAAAUGUCAAGUUAAUGAAGAAAUAUUGGUGCAAACUAACAAGUUGUCAGCUAUACGUCAAUAAUAUUUUGACAUUUUACUAA
Molecule: messenger RNA, 1032 nt
Organism: Boleophthalmus pectinirostris (great blue-spotted mudskipper)
Lineage: Eukaryota; Metazoa; Chordata; Actinopteri; Gobiiformes; Gobiidae
Gene: fam204a
Product: family with sequence similarity 204 member A
Exons: 7
Coding region: 149-829 (226 amino acids)
Source: RefSeq, a predicted model, not a curated record